GCUUUCCACUCCGGGCAGGAAGACCGAGAACUGGUUAUGUAGGGACUGGCGGGGGAUUUUACCGGCGACACCCGCGCGGGGGCCGGAAGUACAGCCUGGGUGAACCGCGGCGGACAAGCUUCGGGCUAAUUGGCGACGGCAGGGGCUGCCAGGCCGGAGGGGGACGAUGAGGAGCGGCGGGGACGACGCGGGGCCUCGCUGCUGCGCGGAGCCCGCCUUGGUGCCCGCGGCCGACUGCGCAGCCUGCCCGCGAUCCUGACUGUGCAGCUGGCACAGUUUCAUAACUUCCCAGUGCUGAACAGGAAAGGAGAAAGAUUGAUGUAAGAAUGCUGGACCCAAGUGCUGUGUUACUUGAAAUGUGGUUGGAAGCUGUGCAUUCCCCUAGUAAUGAAUGAGCAUCUGGAAGUUCUCUCCCCUCGUGAUGUGGACACCUACGCAGAGCUACAAUGGAAAAGUCCUGGAUGCUGUGGAACUUCAUUGAAAGAUGGCUCAUAGCCUUGGCUUCCUGGUCUUGGGCUCUCUGCCGCAUUUCUCUUUUACCUUUGAUAGUAACUUUUCAUCUGUAUGGAGGCGUUAUCUUACUUCUGUUAAUAUGUGUAUCCAUCGCGGGCAUCCUGUAUAAAUUCCAGGAUGUCUUGCUGUACUUUCCAGAACAGCCAUCUUCUUCCCGCCUCUACGUUCCCAUGCCCACGGGUAUUCCACAUGAAAACAUUUUCAUCAGAACCAAAGAUGGAGUGCGCCUGAAUCUGAUUUUGGUGAGAUACACUGGAGACAGUUCUCCCUAUUCCCCGACUAUAAUUUAUUUUCACGGGAAUGCAGGCAACAUAGGUCACAGGUUACCAAACGCACUGCUCAUGUUGGUUAACCUCAAAGUUAACCUGCUGCUUGUUGACUAUCGAGGAUAUGGGAAAAGUGAAGGUGAAGCAAGCGAAGAGGGACUCUAUCUAGAUUCUGAAGCUGUACUAGACUAUGUGAUGACCAGGCCUGACCUUGAUAAGACCAAGGUUUUCCUGUUUGGCCGUUCCUUGGGAGGAGCGGUGGCUAUUCACUUGGCUUCUGAGAACUCUCACCGGAUCUCAGCCAUCAUGGUGGAAAACACGUUCUUAAGCAUACCACACAUGGCCAGCACUUUAUUCUCUUUCUUUCCAAUGCGUUACCUUCCUUUAUGGUGCUAUAAAAAUAAGUUUCUGUCCUACAGAAAAAUCUCUCAGUGCAGGAUGCCUUCCCUCUUCAUCUCGGGACUCUCCGACCAGCUGAUUCCGCCAGUGAUGAUGAAGCAGCUGUACGAGCUUUCCCCGUCUCGGACUAAGAGAUUGGCCAUCUUUCCUGACGGCACACACAAUGACACGUGGCAGUGCCAAGGCUACUUCACUGCACUCGAGCAGUUCAUCAAGGAAGUGGUGAAGAGCCAUUCUCCAGAAGACAUGACGAAGACGUCGUCUAAUGUCACAAUUAUAUAAGGCUGCCCUCUUGGUGAAUGCCUUGCAUUUUACAUGUGCAGAGUGAUAAUGUUCUUUCUAGAUGUGGUAUGUCUGUACUCUUGCAGAGUGACGUUGCACUUGGGAAGGACCCCAGCAUUACUUUCUGAUGAUCCAGCAGUUUUUUACAUUUGAAGAACUGUAAUUCUCCAGAUUAUUUCAUAUUUUCAUCAGAACUUUCAGGCUAAUUAUAUAUCUUAACUUUAGUUAAAUAUGUCAGUGUAAUAGAAGUUAUUCAGAAGUUUCUUGUUGCUUAAGUGGUAUAAUCUGUUGUACUCAGAAGGCGGUCUAUGAACAAGAAACCUUUGAAUGGCAUUCUUUUGGUAAACAUUGGGACAAUCACGGUAAGGAAACCUAGUUCUAUAACUGCAUUUUUCACCUUAAACAUUAAAAUGAAGUGCAUGGUGAUUAUUUUAUUCCUUGACAUAUGCAAUGCAAUGUUUUUAAUGUAAAUAGUGGUUACAUGCUAAUGUAUAUGGUUACCUGGGUUAUAUCUAUUUUUAUGUAAAUUCUAUUUUGUUCUUGG
This is a messenger RNA of Nannospalax galili (Upper Galilee mountains blind mole rat), 2004 nucleotides long. RefSeq names its product abhydrolase domain containing 13 (gene Abhd13). Lineage: Eukaryota; Metazoa; Chordata; Mammalia; Rodentia; Spalacidae. Gene Ontology annotation, molecular function: palmitoyl-(protein) hydrolase activity. The coding region runs from base 447 to 1460 and encodes 337 amino acids. The transcript is spliced from 3 exons. The record is from RefSeq and is a predicted model, not a curated record. Gene Ontology annotation, cellular component: membrane.